AUGGCAACUUCAUAUUUAGUUUAUAAUAAUCAAGGCCUAAGUUUAAACUCUUUUGAACAUUCGCUUGAUGUGGAUUUGUACAUGAUAUAUGAAAAUGAAUUCAAAUCGUUAAAUAACAAGCCAUCAAUUAAACCUAUAAAUCCCGUUAAAUUUAACGCUGUUCUCCAACCAAUAAACUCUUGUAAAUUGUCCAAUCAAUCUGAUGCGUCACCAGAUCUAGUUAUUUUUGUCAAAUCAGCGUUGUUACAUCUUGAAUUACGUAAUAAUAUACGCCAGUCUUGGGGUAAUUCAAACUGUUUCCGUUAUUUUGGAGUGCGUACUCGAAUUCUUUUCAUUCUUGGUAGAUCGGGUUCCACCGAUUGGAAACAUUCCAGUACUCAAAGUAUGGUGUUACAAGAACAUAUGAAGUAUAACGACAUAGUUCAGUUUGAUUUUAUUGAAGACUAUCAUAAUGUUACGUAUAAACUGAUAGCGACAUUAGACUUUGCUAUUAAUGAAUGUUCUACUUCUCGAUUUCUCACUUUGAUUGAUGAUGAUUUCAUGUUGCACCCAUCUAAUUUACUCCGGACACUUGCCAAAGUUACUGAAACUCAGUAUUUGAACUAUAUAGCUGGUAAUGUGUUGCGUCUCUGCAAACCAACGAGGUUCCCAUUCAGUAAAUGGUAUAUUUCCUAUUCAGACUAUCCAUACAGUUUAUAUCCAGCCUUCCCUUCUGGCGGAACUAUUAUUCUCAGCAUGCCUGUCGCCCAGCUUCUUUCUGUUGGUCUGAGGUAUAUCAAAUUGCUUCCUUUUGAAGAUGUUGUAAUUGGCCUUGUAUUAUAUAAACUGGGUAUUAGUCCUGUACAUUUGGAUGGCGUUUAUGUAGUUCGUUAUCCAAAGAGUCAUACUGGUGAUCUCAUAAGUGUUCAUGGGUACGGUGAUAAUUCCUUUUCCUUAUCUAGUUGGAAUAAGCUUGGUUUGCAGACUGUUUGCGACAGAUAGACUAUCUUCUUGCUCUUUUCUUUGUUAUUGUUUGUAUAUUCAAUAUGUAACAGUAGGUUAACGUUACGUUAACCUUAGAGAAUUUCCAGUCGAUUAUUAUUCACUUUCUGAUUUGCUGAUAACGUCUUUGGGAGUGUAGUUACUUAGUUACUAGUAAAAAUGUCACACCUAAAAUUUCUCAUGCUAAUAAUUGAACUGUUUGUUCCUCAACUUGUCGAAUAAUUAAUCACAAACUAUCUAAUUGUAAUGUAAAUAUUCAUAAAACUCUCAUCUUGUAAAUAAUUCGUAACUGCAUAAGUUUUAUUUCAAAUUGAAAGUAAAUUGCUAUAAAAAUAUUUGAAAUGUUUUUUUAUUUGUACAGAUAUUGACAAGGCAUAUGUCUGAAAGGAUGCUGCCUCACUUAUAGGACAAGUUCAAAAAUCUGAGAAGUUAAUGCAUUAUCAUAAGUUAUUGCUUCCUAAUACUGUCAACAGGUCUUAACAGGAAACAAGGUAGCCUAUCUGAGAAAGAAAUACAGUUAAGCGUUAGUUGUUAAAUAUUUAAUCUUUGGUCUGUCUGUUUGAUUGAUUAGACUAAAGCUGGUGCUUCCUUAAACUUUUCUGUCUAACUGAUGACCGAAUCGAAUAUUGAUUAAGUUAACGGGAAACAAAUUUAGGUUGUUAGGUGAUGGGGUUAAAGUUUACGUAUUUUAACUCAUGUUACUACAUGGAUUCAAUAGUUCUACUUAUGGAUCAAUGAACUUAAAUAAUUGAACCACUUCCCGCUAUAGUUUUGGGUCUGUUAAAAUGAUGUUUGCAGAGUUGUAUUUUCGCUAAAUAAUAGCCUUUUGUGAUCUCAGGCUGUAUAUGAUUUCUAUUGCUUAGCAAAACAUAGGUUACUUGAAGCGGGGUUCGCUUUUGUCGCCAAUUUUUACCGUUGAGCAAUGAAUGGCUGAUGUGGUGGGUUUUUUUCUUUCAUGUACUUCACAGCGUCUGAAAUGUAGUUUCAUUCACUUGUUUCUCUAAGUGUCAAGUUUGUUAACAUAUGGUCGUUUGAUUAGUAAUGGGUUUGACUAUCAAUUCUUUAUGAAUUCAGUAGUUUGGUAAUUAUGAAGUAGUUUCUCUCCCUCUUGAAAUACUCUCAC
This is a messenger RNA of Schistosoma rodhaini, 2104 nucleotides long. NCBI's taxonomy places the organism in Eukaryota, Metazoa, Platyhelminthes, Trematoda, Strigeidida, Schistosomatidae. The record is from the annotation of a GenBank genome assembly.